This is a messenger RNA of Musa acuminata AAA Group (dessert banana), 2617 nucleotides long. Its product is annotated as transcription initiation factor TFIID subunit 5. The transcript is spliced from 21 exons. Gene Ontology annotation, molecular function: RNA polymerase II general transcription initiation factor activity; protein binding. Gene Ontology annotation, cellular component: transcription factor TFIID complex. Lineage: Eukaryota; Viridiplantae; Streptophyta; Magnoliopsida; Zingiberales; Musaceae. Gene Ontology annotation, biological process: transcription initiation at RNA polymerase II promoter. The coding region runs from base 124 to 2157 and encodes 677 amino acids. The record is from RefSeq and is a predicted model, not a curated record.
GCCCAUUACAGGGAUCUGGGCGGUGACCGCAGCUUCGGCUCACCGAUUGCGGGCUCUACCGACCAAGGCUUCCCUCCGUCUAUUUCCUUCCAACGGACGAAGAGCCCUAGUCGACCGGUAACCAUGCUAGCUUCGGGCGUUCCGAUGGAGGAGGAAGAGCUCCAGAAGGCGGUGGUCGCGUACCUGAGGAAGAAGGGCUUCACCAAAACCGAGAUCGCCCUGCAGGAAGAGCAGCAGAACCGCCUCUCCUCUUCCUCCCACCCGGAUCUCCCCUUAUCCAGAUUAGAGAAUGAUCCGGCACGAUAUAGCGGUGGUUAUAGCAAGCUAAGAUCAUGGGCUUACAGUUCACUGGAUCUGUACAAGCAUGAACUACUCCGUGUGCUCUAUUCAGUGUACAUCCACUGCUUCAUGGAUCUUGUGGCAGAAGGUCAUAUGCGAGAUGCUCGGACUUUUUUCCAAACUUUCCGUGAAGAUCAUGAACUUAUGCAUUUGAGGGACUUGCAGAAAUUGGAAGGCAUUCUUUCUCCCUCACAUUUGGAGGAAAUGGAACUAGCUUGUUCUUUGCGGCAGAACAAAGUUAAAAUAAAAAUAUGUCAGUAUGCGUACGACCUCCUCCUUCAGUACCUUCAGAAGACACAGUCUCUUACCAUUCUUGGGAUAAUCAAUGAGCGUAUCAAUUUUGAAGUCUCCCCUGGACAGCCCAUCUCAAUUUCUGAUGACAUGGAGGUUGUAGCUCUAGUCGGAAGUAAUCAUGAUCUAGCUAAACAGAUAAAUCAGAAGGAAGUUCGUUGGGGGUUGCUUGAAGAUUCAGUUGAAGAUCGCCUGGAGAAGGCAAAUUCAGAUUCUGAAAAGGCUGAGGCUGAAAAUAAGGAGCUUGACCCAGAAGAUAACAAGAAGAGGUCUGUGGAUGGAGGAAAGCAAGCUGCUCCAGUGAAGAAGCCGAAAAAGGACAAGCUUGUAGGUGCAACGGGGAAAAAUGUUCGCUCGGAGACAAGCACUGCCCCUGUGGCCCCUCGAGUAAAACCAGAUCUAACUUUGCCUAUAAUGCCCAUGGAAGUAGAAAAAGCAAUUCUGGAGGAUCUACGUAAUCGUGUGCAAUUGAGUAGCUCAACGCUGCCAUCCAUAUGCUUCUAUACUUUCAUCAACGCACAUAAUGGAUUAAAUUGUUCAGCUAUAUCCCAAGAUGGGUCAUUGGUUGCUGGUGGAUUUUCUGAUUCAUCUCUGAAGGUGUGGGACAUGUCAAAGAUUGGCCAAUCAGCUAAACCUGGAGAAAAUGAUUCCAUUCCAAGUGAGCAUUUUUUGGGAACAGAGGGUGAAGGGUCCUACACGUUAUUUCAUGGUCACUCUGGUCCUAUAUAUUCAGCUACCUUUAGUCCUCUUGGAGAUUUUCUGUUGUCUUCCUCAUCAGAUUCCACCAUUCGAUUAUGGAGCACCAAUCUGAAUGCAAAUCUUGUCUGCUACAAAGGGCAUAAUUACCCUGUAUGGGACGUGCAAAGCAGCCUCUCUCUAGUACUAAAUCGGAUUCCAGUGGAGAGCGAACAUUCCUCUAUCGCUAGCCCAGUCGGCCACUAUUUUGCUAGUUCUUCACAUGAUCGGACUGCUAGGAUUUGGUCCAUGGACAGAAUCCAACCUCUAAGAAUAAUGGCUGGACAUCUUUCUGAUGUUGACUGUGUGCAAUGGCAUGUCAAUUGCAAUUAUGUUGCAACUGGUUCUAGUGACAAAACUGUCAGACUAUGGGAUGUACAAAGUGGGGAAUGUGUACGCAUUUUUAUUGGUCAUAGGAGCACAGUUUUGUCAUUGGCAAUGUCUCCUGAUGGGCGAUUUAUGGCUUCUGGUGAUGAAGACGGUACCAUCAUGAUGUGGGACCUCUCAAGUGGUCGUUGUAUUUCACCAUUGAUGGGGCACAGCUCGUGUGUCUGGACACUUGCUUUCAGUCGUGAAGGAUCACUGCUUGCUUCUGGUGCAGCUGAUUGUACAGUGAAAUUAUGGGAUGUCACUACCAGCAUGAAGGGACAAAAGAUAGAGGAGAGCAAACCUAGCAGCAUUAAUCGGCUGAGACUAUUGAAAGCUCUCCCUACCAAAUCCACACCUGUAUAUUCAUUGCAGUUUUCAAGGAGAAAUCUUUUGUUUUCUGCUGGAGCACUUUCAAAGUGCUAAUGGAAAUGCUGUUUGAGUUGCAUAUGACAUGGAUAUAGAAUCUGCACCGCUAGAAGUGGUGACUAUUUCUGAUGGGAGAAAGAAACUGGAGCAGCCCGCUAUCCAGCAGUGGAUGUCGAGCUUCAAGUUGUUGGCUGUUCUUGAAAAAUGUGGUACUGAUCGAUGCAAACAGCAUAUGUAGGUGAUGGGAGCGCUGCCAUUGUUUGUUUGCAACAUUCAGACAAGCUGAAUCUAAUAUGGACAGGAAUUUUUGUUGAAGCCUUGAAAUUGUUAACAGAUCAGGGUUCUUAAAAUUUGAUUUGUGUCCCUUAAAAUUGUUCAUGAAGCUGAGCCUUCACAUAUAUGAAUGCUAAUUUAGAUCUUUUCAAUCUUCGAGACUCUGUGAUAUCAAUGUAUGUGAAUUAAUUCUAAGGGUCUGAAGGUAUUUACUUGAUUUUUAAAUUUAAAAUUAUUCGUUAUA